Molecule: messenger RNA, 622 nt
Organism: Suillus fuscotomentosus
Lineage: Eukaryota; Fungi; Basidiomycota; Agaricomycetes; Boletales; Suillaceae
Exons: 4
Coding region: 140-514 (124 amino acids)
Source: RefSeq, a predicted model, not a curated record
GGCCAGUCGGCGUGUGUGUCAUAUUCAAGAACGGUACGGCACCUGCCACACUUGUGGGUGUAGGUCCGUUUCGUGUCCGUUUUGGAUAUGGCAGCAUGCUGAGUGGCGGCGCGGUCCAUGUCUGUCUAGGGCGCGGCGGAUGAGGGAUUGGAUCUUGAUUUUUCGUGUUUUUGUACUUGGAAACAAUGCCCUUUCGGAUGUGGACGUGGACGUUUUUUCUGUCACAGUGGCGCGAAGUUUAGACUUGCCUCGGAGUCAACUUGCAUUGUUCGUCCAGACCACCGGUUCUCAGACACAUGUGGUAUUCCAAGGAUUCGUCACUCUUCUACACGUUGAUGUUUUCCGAACUGCAGGAAAAACGCACCAGCGUAGAAGUCAAGAUAGACGAUGGAUAUCCACUCUGGCCGCCGUCAGGAUGCACAGAUCAAUAUGGCCACAUGUCUCGAACUUCUUCGUCGACACAGCCGCCACAAUAAACGAGACUGCGCUACAUUUGCGUCCACUAUGUUCUUAGGUACAAAAAACAUAAGUUCCAUUUCAAUCGCCUGCUGGUCGUUCAUUCGGUACAAGGGUGAUAAGCCACAGAGCUUGCGUUCUUAUGACGUCAACAACUCCACUUCCA